This is a messenger RNA of Grus americana (Whooping crane), 2138 nucleotides long. It is a transcript of the gene MUTYH, whose product is annotated as mutY DNA glycosylase. Gene Ontology annotation, molecular function: 4 iron, 4 sulfur cluster binding; oxidized purine DNA binding; purine-specific mismatch base pair DNA N-glycosylase activity. Gene Ontology annotation, biological process: base-excision repair; mismatch repair. The record is from RefSeq and is a predicted model, not a curated record. NCBI's taxonomy places the organism in Eukaryota, Metazoa, Chordata, Aves, Gruiformes, Gruidae. The transcript has 15 exons. Gene Ontology annotation, cellular component: nucleus. Bases 82 to 1686 code for a protein of 534 amino acids.
UUUUCCCGGGAAGGUUUCACGUGGCGCCGCAUCUCCUCCGCUGUUCCCGGGCCCCUACCCCCGUUGGGGAGCGGCACGGCCAUGAGCCACCUGCGGGCGGCAGCUGCCAGGGGUCUCCGGCGGAGCGGCAGGAGGGCAGUGUCGGCGGCGGCGGGGAAGCGCAGGAAGGGCGCGUCGCCCCGCCGAGGGGCCCCGGCUCCAGCGCCUGCUCCGCCGCCCGCCCGGCAUCUCUUCAGCGACCCGGCUGAGGUCGAGGCCCUGCGCGGGAACCUGCUGGCUUGGUACGACAAGUGCAAGCGGGACCUUCCCUGGAGGACGCUGGCUGCAACUGAGCCGGAUGCCGACAGACGGGCGUACGCAGUGUGGGUGUCUGAGAUCAUGCUCCAGCAGACGCAGGCAUCCCCUUUUGGAGACCUUGUUCACUGCCUGUGGCAGAUCCCCAGCUGCAGAGCAUGGCUCUGCUUGUCCCUGACUUGUCCCCUUCCCUCUGUACCACAGAAGUGGCCAACACUGCAGGCUCUGGCACAGGCAUCGCUGGAGGAGGUGAACGAGCUGUGGGCAGGACUUGGCUACUACUCCCGAGGGAAGCGUCUACAGGAAGCAGCAAGGAAGGUGGUGUCCGAGCUGGCUGGCCAGAUGCCCAGGACGGCUGAGGACCUGCAGAAGCUGCUGCCAGGAGUGGGCCGAUAUACGGCAGGAGCCAUCGCAUCCAUCUCAUACAGGCAGGCUACCGGUGUCGUGGAUGGGAAUGUGAUCCGGGUCCUGUGCCGCCUGCGGUGCAUCGGUGCUGACUCCAGCAGCCCAGCUGUCAUCGACCGGCUCUGGGACAUGGCCAAUGUCCUGGUAGACAGGAGCCGCCCGGGGGAUUUUAACCAAGCCCUGAUGGAGCUGGGGGCAACUGUGUGUGUGCCCAGGGCCCCGCUGUGUGGGGAGUGCCCUGUGAAGCAGCACUGCCAAGCACGGCACAGGGUGGAGAAGGAGCUGGCCUUCGCCUCUCAGAAGCUGUUUGGAAAACCCACCCCAGUGCCUGAUGUUGAGGACUGUGGUGUUGGGGACUGUCCCCUGUGCCCCCCAGCUGCGGAACCGUGGGACAGCAGUCUGGGGGUCACCAACUUCCCCCGGAAAGCAGCAAAGAAACAGCCGCGGGUGGCACAAACAGCUACAUGUGUGCUGGAGCGGAGGGGCUGCCACGGGGCCCCGGAGUACCUCAUCGUGCAGAGACCCAGCUCGGGUCUCCUGGCCGGGCUCUGGGAGUUCCCCAGCCUCCCGCUGGCUCAGGGCCUGCAGGAGGAGAAGCAGAGGGAGGUGCUGGCAGAUCACCUCCGGGCCUGGACGGGGUGGCCGGUGGUGGCGGAAGGCCUGCGGUUCAUCGGAGAGGUCGUCCACAUCUUCUCUCACAUCCACCAGACGUAUGUGGUCUACUCCCUGCCCCUGGAUGGGGAUGUGACCCUGGACCCUGCCUUGUCCCCAUCCCGCUGGGUGACAGAGGAGGAGUUCCAUGCCUCAGCUGUGUCCACGGCCAUGAAGAAGGUGCUGAAAGCGUGUGAGAAGCAGCGUGGGGAGGAGAGCAGCCCUGGCAAGGGCUCCAAGCGGAAGCGGGGGGCAAAGCCGCAGGGAGCAAGCAGCACCCGCCCUGGGACACAACUCUCCCUCCGCGCCUUCCUCCAGGCACCCACUUCCUCAUGAUGGUACCUUUGACAUCUGAGACCACCGGAGACCUGCAGUGCAGUGAGUCCUGCCCGUGACAUUGGGCUGGUGUCCCCCGCACUGCUGCAUGCCCGGCCCACGGCCCUGUAGUGAUCUCCUGCUCCUCCUUGCAGAGUCCGCUGGCUUCCCCAGCUCUCCUGGGGGAGUUGUGCCUUGAUGUGACCUGGAGCCAGGCUUGCCCUCCCCCCUCAGCUGGAUCCCUCCUGGGGUCACUGGGGACUGCAGUUUCUCUCCGGCAGCAGGAAGGCUGCGGCCACACUGCUCCCAUAGCCCUGUCCCCAGUUCCCCGCCUGCACCUCAUCCACCAGCCAGCGAUUGUGGAUACUGCUGUACCCUUCCCGGCCUCCCGUAGCCCUUUUUAUACACUUGUUUUUACUGAACCUGAGCCACGGGCUUUUUAGUAAUAAAUCUAAAGUGGGUGGGGUUUUUUA